AUCGACCGGCCCAAAUCGUCAGAUGCAGAGCGUCGGAGUAGGGGAGUUUCACUUUUACCGUAUAAAUAUGCGGAUCGUUCGUUGAUCAGUCAAUCACAGUUCGAUCUUCCUCCUGUGCAUCUACCAAGAACAGCAAUCCAAAAUGAAAUUCUUCAUCUGUGCUCUCGCCCUCGUGGCUUCCGCAUACGCAGCGCCUCAGGCUUACACCAACCAGGCCCAGUACGUCUCCAAGGAAGGAUCGGCGAGGAUCGUGAGCCUGGACUCCGAGCAGAACCCGGACGGUUCCUACAGCUAUAAAUACGAAACCGAAAACGGAAUCGCGGCCGCUGAGACCAGCGUCCCCAAGCCCGCAGGACCCAACGGUGAGCCCGCACCAAGCGUACAGGGUCGAUUCCAGUACACGGCUCCGGAUGGAACACCGGUAGCGAUCGAAUACUUCGCCGACGAAAACGGAUACAACGCACGAGGUGACGUCAUCCCUUCCAGCCCGGCAAUCCCAGAAGCAAUCCUCAAGAGUUUGGCCUGGAACGAGGCUCACCCCGAAGAGGACGAAACCUACAAACCAAACCCGGUUUACGGACGUCAGUGAGCAGCUUCGAGCAUCGCUGCAGUCUCCGUCCGGUUGAUACGUGACUAUCAUCGACGCGCACACGGACGACGAGCAUCACGACUGAAAAUUAUAACAACGCUGCAACCACGAUCGUAUAUAGGAAAACAAAAAAAAGGAAAAAAAAACAAUAAAAAAUUAUUAUUCAAUACGUGAAUGAAUACAAUCAAAAGAAAA
This is a messenger RNA of Neodiprion virginianus, 784 nucleotides long. RefSeq names its product endocuticle structural glycoprotein SgAbd-1-like. Bases 143 to 589 code for a protein of 148 amino acids. Gene Ontology annotation, cellular component: chitin-based extracellular matrix. The transcript is spliced from 2 exons. NCBI's taxonomy places the organism in Eukaryota, Metazoa, Arthropoda, Insecta, Hymenoptera, Diprionidae. The record is from RefSeq and is a predicted model, not a curated record. Gene Ontology annotation, molecular function: structural constituent of chitin-based larval cuticle.